AUGACCAUUGUUCCUGGUCGAAACAUUGACAAGGGAUUUGCACUGAUUAAGGAGGCCGUCGUAAGCGACAAUGCCAAGAAGUAUCCUGAGGCAUAUGAAAAGUAUAAGAAAGGAAUUGAGCUCAUCUCCAUUGGCCUUACGUCUGAGACCAUAAAGGGUCGAAAGGAAAAUCUAGAGAGUUAUCUCGAAAAGGCCAGGUUUAGGAUGAAACAACUUGAACAGGUCCUGGUUACCGCACGCGAAAAGGCCAACAUGAAAGGUUUGGGACCAAAGCAAAGUCCUGCUCCUGCACAGCCAAAGAAAGAUUUGACACCUCAAGAGCCUCGUAAGAAUAAUUCUGCCAACGACAGUGUAGAAGACUCAAAGCCAAAGAAAGCGAUUAAGCAGAAGACUGGGGAGGAUGACGCCCUCAAGGCUGCGAUCUCUAAUGUAAUUAUUCGCAUGAAGCCUGAUGUUAAAUGGGAUGACGUUGUUGGUCUUACAACGGCUAAAGAGGCCCUCAAAGAGGCUGUCAUUCUGCCGUUUAAAUUUCCCCAGCUUUUCCAAGGCAAGCGCGAGCCGUGGCGCGGGAUCCUCCUGUACGGAUGCCCCGGCACCGGCAAGUCGUUCCUCGCGAAGGCGGUCGCUGCAGAGUGCGACGCCACCUUCUUCUCUGUCUCGAGCUCGGACCUGGUGUCGAAGUACGUCGGCGAGUCUGCCCGCCUCAUCAAGGCCCUCUUCGAGCUGGCCCGCGCAGAGAAGCAGGCCGUCAUCUUCAUCGACGAGAUUGACGCCCUUGCCUCUGCUAGGGGCGGCGGAGAGGAGAGCGACGCGUCUCGCCAGAUCAAGACCGAGUUCCUCGUGCAGAUGCAGGGCGUCGGCAAGACCGGCGGGAACGUCCUGGUUCUGGGCGCGACAAACUACCCGGAGGCGCUCGACAGCGCCAUCCGCCGCCGCUUCGAGAAGCGCAUCGAGAUCGUCCUCCCAGACGCCGCUGCCAGAGCAAAUAUCAUAAAGAAUUGCAUCGGCACUACGCCCAAUGUGCUAGCAGAUGAGGAUAUCACUGAGCUCGGACAGCAAACAGAAAACUACUCUGGCUCUGACCUCAGCAUAUUGUGCAAGGAAGCUCUCAUGGACCCCGUGCGCGUGUUGCAGAAGGUGUCCUACUUCCGCCUCAAUAAGAUCACAGGCAUGUACGAGGUUUCAGCAUCAGACAUGCCCGGCGCUGAGAAGAAAGACUUUAUGGAUAUUCCCAACGAUAAGCUGACGGUUCCCUAUGUCACUGUGAGUAGCCUGUUGCGUGCCAAGGCAGCCGUGAAGUCGAGCGUCUCCCAAGCUGACAAGUCGCGCAUAGCGAAGUUCACAGCGGAGUUCGGCUCCACCUGA
Molecule: messenger RNA, 1365 nt
Organism: Giardia duodenalis
Lineage: Eukaryota; Fornicata; Diplomonadida; Hexamitidae
Product: Vacuolar protein sorting 4a
Exons: 1
Coding region: 1-1365 (454 amino acids)
Biological process (GO): endosomal transport; vacuole organization
Molecular function (GO): ATP binding; ATP hydrolysis activity
Source: RefSeq, a predicted model, not a curated record